AGGGCGCCAUGCCUUGCCAUUCCCCAGCUGGACCCACACAGUUUCCCAGCGACAGGCACAUAAAAUAAUGAGCAGAUCCUAAACACUAACUUUAUCUGUCCGAUUUGGAAACAUUCACAGCGACGUGUGUCCUCUUUGAACCCCUAAACCAUGGAGCAGACUGCGCCUAAAAGCAAGCUGAAAAAGCUCAGUGAAGACAGUCUGACCAAACAACCGGAGGAGGUGUUUGAUGUCUUGGAGAAACUUGGUGAAGGCUCCUAUGGGAGUGUGUAUAAGGCCAUACACAAGGAGUCGGGCCAGGUGGUGGCCAUCAAGCAGGUCCCUGUGGAGUCGGACCUGCAGGAGAUCAUUAAGGAGAUCUCCAUAAUGCAACAGUGUGACAGUCCAUAUGUGGUGAAGUAUUAUGGAAGUUACUUUAAGAACACAGACCUGUGGAUCGUCAUGGAAUACUGUGGAGCAGGCUCUGUGUCUGACAUCAUCAGGCUGCGCAACAAAACGCUAACGGAGGACGAGAUCGCCACCAUCCUGAAGUCCACCCUGAAGGGGCUGGAGUACCUGCACUUCAUGAGGAAGAUCCACCGGGACAUCAAGGCCGGCAACAUCCUGCUCAACACCGAGGGGCACGCCAAGCUGGCCGACUUCGGGGUCGCCGGACAGCUCACGGACACCAUGGCUAAGCGCAACACCGUGAUCGGGACCCCGUUCUGGAUGGCUCCGGAGGUCAUCCAGGAGAUCGGCUACAACUGCGUGGCGGACAUCUGGUCCCUGGGCAUCACGUCCAUCGAGAUGGCGGAGGGCAAGCCCCCGUACGCAGACAUUCACCCCAUGAGGGCCAUCUUCAUGAUCCCCACCAACCCGCCCCCGACCUUCAGGAAGCCGGAGCUCUGGACGGACGACUUCACAGACUUUGUGAAGAAGUGCCUGGUGAAGAACCCGGAGCAGAGGGCCACCGCCACGCAGCUGCUGCAGCAUGCUUUCAUCAGCCAGGCCAAGCCGGUGGGCAUCCUGAGAGACCUGAUCACCGAGGCCAUGGAGAUGAAGGCCAAGAGGCAGCAGGAGCAGCAGAGAGAGCUGGAAGAGGAGGAGGACAACUCGGACGAGGAGACGGAGGUGGACUCCCACACCAUGGUGAAGUCCGGCCCCGAGGGGCCCGGCACCAUGAGGGCCACGGGCACCAUGAGCGACGGGGCCCAGACCAUGAUCGAACACGGCAGCACCAUGUGCGAGCUGGACCUGGGCACCAUGGUCAUCAACAGUGACGAAGAGGAGGAGGAGGAGGAGGACCAGAGGUCCAUGAGGAGGCACCCCACGUCCACGCAGCCCAUGCGGCCGUCCUUCAUGGACUACUUUGACAAGCAGGACUCCAACAAGGCGGCGCAGCAGCAGCAGAAGUACAACCACAACCAGCCCCAGGAGCAGCCCGCCUACCACAUCCAGGCCAAGAGCGUCUUCCCCGACAACUGGAAGGUGCCCCAGGACGGCGACUUCGACUUUUUGAAGAACCUGGAGUUUGAUGAGCUGCAGAUGCGUCUGACGGCGCUCGACCCCAUGAUGGAGCGGGAGAUCGAGGAGCUGCGCCAGCGCUACACCGCCAAGCGCCAGCCCAUCCUGGACGCCAUGGACGCCAAGAAGCGGCGGCAGCAGAACUUCUGAGCGACUCUCCCCCCACCCUCCCCCUUCGCGGUCCGACCUUUGGUAGCCUGUACGUCCCUCCUCCUCCUCC
Gadus chalcogrammus (walleye pollock) is the source of this 1723-nucleotide messenger RNA. RefSeq names its product serine/threonine kinase 3 (STE20 homolog, yeast) (gene stk3). The record is from RefSeq and is a predicted model, not a curated record. Gene Ontology annotation, cellular component: cytoplasm. The coding region runs from base 151 to 1653 and encodes 500 amino acids. NCBI's taxonomy places the organism in Eukaryota, Metazoa, Chordata, Actinopteri, Gadiformes, Gadidae. The transcript is spliced from 11 exons. Gene Ontology annotation, biological process: protein tetramerization; regulation of MAPK cascade; intracellular signal transduction. Gene Ontology annotation, molecular function: protein serine/threonine kinase activity; ATP binding.